CCUAAAAAGAAUUUGCUCAUCUGGGCUCUACAUGUAAGAGGAACCCUGUUCCUGAUUCCUGAACAAAUUCAAAUUUGAAGUUUACCACAAAUUCAACUCCAUAUUACACAUAACCGUUUUCUUCACCCACUCCCUCUCUCUCUCUCCAAAUUUCUCUCUCUCACUUAAACACAGAGCAAAAUCAAUGGCGGAAUCAGCUUGUUUAAGGCGGUCAUUUUCUCAACCUUCAGAAACCCCCCAUGAUUUUUCCGAGGGAGAUCCAAUUCGUGCACUAGGAGACUCUAUAUCAUUUGGAAGAUAUAUGUCGGAGAACUUGGCUUGGGAGAAAUGGUCGACUUUUUCUCACAAUCGUUAUCUAGAAGAAGCAGAAAAGUCUUCCAAACCUGGAUCUGUCGCCAAGAUGAAAGCUUAUUUUGAUGCCCAUUAUGGGAAGAUUGGUGCCAAGAAGCAGGUAGCCCCAGAGCAGGCAAUUGAUGAUUCUGGUUUUGUUGAAUCAGAAAUUGUCUCCAGCUCGAGCUCGAGCUCACCUGCAUUGAACCCAGAAAUGGCAUUUCCCAUUAUUCAUUCAACUACCAAUGAACUUCGAAGAAGCUUGAGCUCACCUGCACUGAUUCCGGAAACAGCACUUCCGAAUAUUUGUUCAACUGUUGGAGAAUCUCCAAGGAAUGGGGAUAGGAACGAUAUCCCCAAUGUGGAGACUCUUCUGAGUGUCAUUGUCAGUUCAUGUGAUUCUUCUAAAACCAAAGGAUCACAAAACGAGGAGGCCAGUAUUGUGGAAUCAAGUUCGAGUAUUGAUCGCAAUGAGUGCCCUCCUGAGGUUCAAGUUUACCAAUGUGAAGAUGCAGAAGAAAAUGAUUGCAUCACUAAGAGUUGUAUUGAGAUCAAGGUAAACCCGUCCACAGAUGCAUUGGAUAGUGGUAUUAUUCUGACCACCCCAGAGAGGGAGGUGACUAUUGAGAAAGAAGCAAAAAAGGAUAAUUUGGAACCAAGAAGCAAGCAGAAACCAGCAGAUUCAUCACUGAAAACUUCAAAAAAGAGCAAUCUGUCAAAGUUAUCAUCCUCUCUUGCUAGGCUUGCAUCUCCAGUUCGGCCUAAAAAGGAAUCAUCUUCUCUUGCUAGGCUCGCAACUCCAGUUCAGCCCAAAAAGGAACCAUCCUCUCUUGCUAGGCUUGCAACUCCAGUUCAGCCUAAAAAGGAACCAUCCUCUCUUACUAGGCUUGCAACUCCAGUUCGGCCUAAAAAGGAAGGCAGUGGCACGUUUAGCAAUCAUAAGUCAACAAAAGAGUCUGUUGAGAUGAAGAAACCAAGUUUGAAAUUGGUUCAAAUGUCAAUCAAUGCUAAUUCCGAAGUCAAAGUAAUGAAGAAAUCUACUCCAGCUUCCCCUAAAACUGGAAUAGGAAAGGUCUUUACUCCUCUGGGCAAGAUGAUAAGACAAAGCUUUGCCCACACACCAGCUCCAAGUACUAGUAGGACACCCGCAAACAGCGUUUCACGACAUCCGUCUGCAACUCCACAGUCAGAAACUAGGAGAAGCAGGAUAGCUCUUGAGAAGUCAUUUGCUAGUAAUAGAUCAUUGGACCAGAAAUUGCAGUCACCCUCUGUUAGGAAUAUGAAAUCUCCUGCACAAUGUCCUGUCACAUUCUCUCCUUUCAGUUUUAGAACUGAAGAAAGAGUAGCAAAACGUAGAGAGUUUUUUGAAAGGUUGGAGAAGGAAGCAGAAAAUCGGAAGAUCCUUGAUGAUGCUAAGGUGAAAUCAAGAGCUAGUUUCAGAAAAUCAUCUCAAUCCAAUGCUACAGAGGACAUCAGAAGAUCAAUAUUAAGUGAUAAAACAAAGAUUCCUGUUGCACGACCACUACCACCAAAGUCCGAAAGUAAACCUUCUAAUAACUUGGUGCAAGGCAAAAGCUCUCAGCCUCCUCGAAGUAGUGUUGGUUCAAAACCUGCUUCAGCAAACAAGUUGAUUCCAGUCACUGUGCCCGCCAAGAAGAAGAGACAUGAAAAUGCUUCUCCGAACAUCCUUUGAAAAAAAGAACCAGCUGCAAGUUUGCUUUCAAGGUGUUUGCUUUCCACGUUAAGCUGUGUAGUGUAUUCAUUCGCUUGUUGUAAAAGUUUUGACAAUGGGGUAGUUUUGCAGUAUAUUUUUCCAAAGUAUGAACACGGUGCUUGUAUAGCAAGAAGACUGAAGUUGUAGAAACAUUGUCUGUCAGUCUCUGAAGUUGUACCAGUUCAGCUGGAAAUAAAAAAACUAUUAAGAUGAAAGUUUAUCUGUUGUAUGGUAAUUUCAUGCAAUUCUUUUGAUGAAAUGGAAAUCUUGUCCAAGGUGGGAACUUGUAUGGA
Molecule: messenger RNA, 2337 nt
Organism: Spinacia oleracea (spinach)
Lineage: Eukaryota; Viridiplantae; Streptophyta; Magnoliopsida; Caryophyllales; Amaranthaceae
Product: protein WVD2-like 7
Exons: 9
Coding region: 185-2023 (612 amino acids)
Source: RefSeq, a predicted model, not a curated record